AUGCUACAACAGCUCCAGUGGCAAACUCUUAAACAACGACGAGAUACAACACGACUAGUUAUGUUAUACAGCAUUGUAUACCACCUAGUAGACAUUCCAGCUGAUCAACACCUACAGCGUACGUCAUUGUGGAAAGAGGCCACACUAUGUGGUUCCUUAUACCAGGGACCACAGUUUACCACUCUUCAUUCUUCCCCCAAGCAACAAUGCUUUGGAACCAGCUGUCAGGUCUCGAUUUGGUGCCCUGGGAUGUGGCCUGAUAAAUUUUGUCUACACUAUGCAUGCUACGUUAUCAUGAUAUUAUCAUGUGUGGUUUCACUACACGCACACAGAACAAGAUCAAAUGGUCUCAACAUCGACAACAUGAACAAUGUGCUCCAAAUACAAAGGCGCUCGUUAGCAAAUCACAGACUGCAAACAUUCAACGAUUUACGUCAGGUUCUUCAAAAAAUGGAAAAUAUAUACUCAUCUACAGAUAAACACAGUAUUUUACGUAGUCAAGUGCGGGAUAAGAGAGACGCCGUCGGUUUUGCCGGAAGCGACAUUUUGGAUACUUUGUUGUCUACGUUGCUGCGUCCAGAUCAAUCAGGUCGGGCCCCGACCUCCCGCCCCCGCGGCCGUCUGAGUGUUCAAGCCAGUUUUGCAAUUCUUCGAAAUCGGAUGCAGAACGAAGGCUGACAGUUUUGGAAUCUUGAGGAACUUUGAUCUGAUAUUUAUUUUUUAAAGUUUUGUUGUUGUCUGUUAUUCAUUACGUGUUACAAAAUGAUUGUCUGCAUUUGAAACUUAUUUCAUAUUAUUUAUUUACAUUCAUUACGUUUUCUUUUUUCAUAUCAGAAUAUAACACUUUCGUAUUUUUGCAUAAUUUAGUAUUUUUGAACUAAUUAACAGACUUAUUUUUGUCUUUACUCCUUUAAAACGAAAAGUUACACAAUUACGAAAGUUCCUCACAAUGAACAUUGAAUCUUUAUAGAAUUGAAUGGACAGACCAUGUUGAUGACACCCAUUUUCUCUUUUGACGCAUAUUUCAUUUCGUAAAGCUCAAUUCACAGUUAUAUCCCCACCUCCCCAAAAACGAUGAAUUAAAAUCUAUUAAAAAAAAACAAAAAAAAAAAAAAAGAAAAACAAACAAACAAAUACCCUGACUAAGCUCAGACAUAUUUCAAAGGGUUUUUAUGGAUAUUAAGGAUGCAAUUCACUAAUUUACAAUUUUCAAUUGUUAAUGAGUACUUGACUUAUUAUAAUUAGCUACAUGUAUCUACUCAUUCACAAUUUAAAAUAAGUGAAAAGACUGUGUUUCGCAUUAUCUUUCUCAAGGAAGUAGACGGUUGGUAAUGUAACAGAACAUAUACUUUUUGAUACUUAAUACAGUAAAGAUGAAUGACUAUUUGGGUUUUUGUUGAUGUUCCUUAUCUUGCAAAUAAACAUACAAAAUAACA
Messenger RNA from Saccostrea echinata, 1436 nucleotides. RefSeq lists its product as uncharacterized. The coding region runs from base 1 to 678 and encodes 225 amino acids. Lineage: Eukaryota; Metazoa; Mollusca; Bivalvia; Ostreida; Ostreidae. The record is from RefSeq and is a predicted model, not a curated record. The transcript is spliced from 4 exons.